AGGGCGCCUGCGCGCGGGGGUGGCGGUUGGCCGGGGACGCGCGGCGGCGGCAGCAGCAGCGGGAGGGGUUUAGCUGCCUGUGUGUCCGUCCGUCCGUCCUCUGCCGGCCCGGGGCGGGAGAGGCGUUCGGCACCUGGGCGCCUUCAGGCGCGGGCCUUGCAGAUUAAAUUGUAUUUUCUGACAUUUGAAGAGCAAACAGCACCAUGGCUCCAUGAAUUGCAAAACCUCAGGAAGUGUGGCAGCCCUCCAUACCUCCAACUUUCCUUCCUUACUGUGACAUUCUUCUCGGAUUGGUUUCAUCCCCACUGGAUGUGCAGAGGAAGCUGUUUGUGGAUCAGGAAGAGCCAUGGCCUUGAACUCAUAUGUCUUCCACCUCUUCUAUAAGUUCAAAGUGUUGGUGCUUGUCAGUUUGUGUUUGAUGGUACUAUGGACCACAUUCAGUUACUUCGUGGACUCCAGAGAGCAAUUUUCUAAAGCUAAGAGCAUUGUGGAGGAUUUCAGAAAGGUAAUUAGCCUGCAGGACAGUCAAAAGGAAGAGAAGAUCAAACCAAGUGCAAAAGUUCCCACGGUGAAGUCCUUUCAGAGUGACUGUCCAGCUGUGUCUCCAUACCUACGAGGUGCCAGCAAACUCAUUUUCAAAGCAUCUCUCACACUAGAAGAGGUGCAAAAGGAGAACCCUCAGGUAGUCAAGGGCCGGUAUCACCCUACGGAGUGCUCAGCCUUGCAGCAUGUGGCCAUCCUCAUCCCACACCGCAAUCGAGAGAAGCAUCUGCUGUACCUCCUGGAGCACCUCCACCCCUUCCUACAGAGGCAGCAGCUGGACUACGGCAUCUACGUUAUUCACCAGGCUGGCAGCACCAAAUUUAAUCGAGCUAAACUGCUGAAUGUAGGAUACCUAGAGGCCCUAAAAGAAGCAAACUGGGACUGUUUCAUUUUCCAUGAUGUGGAUCUGGUGCCAGAAAAUGACUUUAACAGUUACACGUGUGACAAACAACCAAAGCACCUUGUAGUUGGCAGGAACAGUACUGGAUACAGGUUACGGUACCAAGGAUAUUUUGGAGGUGUAACUGCUUUAACAAGAGAUCAGUUUUCCAAGGUGAAUGGAUUCUCUAACAGCUACUGGGGUUGGGGCGGAGAAGAUGACGACCUUCGAAUCAGGGUUCAGAUGCAGAACAUGAAAGUGGUGAGGCCAUCUGCUAAUGUUGCCAGGUACACAAUGAUCUUCCACAAACGAGACCAUGGUAAUGAGGUGAAUCAAGAGAGGAUGAAGCUUCUACGUCAGGUAUCUAAAACAUGGAAACAAGAUGGGCUGAACUCUUGUUCAUAUAAACUGCUCUCAGUGGAACAUAACCCUUUAUACAUCAACAUCACAGUAGAUUUCAGCAUGCAGCCGAAGAUCUCAUAAGGGCGAGCACCAGACAGGUUAUGGCAAAUGGCAACAGAUUGUGUUUGUGGUUGCUGUUGACGACUCCCAGCAUUCUGCUUGAAAGAGUACUUCAGUAGCACAGAAGAAAGUUCUUCUUCACAGCAUCUAACUGAUUGGUUGAGAAUUUCCUUUUGUGAGGACUGGAGAUAGGAACUUACCCAAGGGACAGGUCCUCGCGUUUUUCUAUGCACUUCCUGCUGGGACAUUUGCAAAAGUGUCCUUGUUUGGGCUGGUCCAGUGGAAGGACUUAAACUAAGUCUCCUGAAAAAUGUUUUGUUCUUGCAACUAUUCCUAAACUUCUGAUUUGUUGUAGGGGGGAAGGCAGCUUUGCACUGCCGAUACUGCCAUGACUUCAAAAGGAACAGGCCAGUCUCUUCUCAUUAAAAGCAUAAGGAUUCUCCACCAAUUUGCUGAGAAAAGCUAGUUUUUUUCCACCCUGAGGAAAAACUGCUUAUGUGUGAGGGAAGGGCAAUAAUCAUAAUAGGUGAGGAGAUAUUAAAAAAUCUCUCAAUAAAUACACUCCACUGAAUUCAAAAGGCUUCUCUUGUCCUUCAUGAGUUCAACUCACCCUGCAGUGGGGCUUCUGAAGUGUCCUGUGGCAGAAUGAAAGUCUCAGAUCUGUAGCAAGCUGCACGUGUUGUAUGUUAUUCUGGAGCGAUGUGGAAGGAAAUGCAGUGGCCAACUAUGUCAGAGGGAAAGAGAUUGCU
Messenger RNA from Chroicocephalus ridibundus (black-headed gull), 2133 nucleotides. RefSeq names its product beta-1,4-galactosyltransferase 4 (gene B4GALT4). The coding region runs from base 347 to 1405 and encodes 352 amino acids. The record is from RefSeq and is a predicted model, not a curated record. Gene Ontology annotation, molecular function: galactosyltransferase activity. Gene Ontology annotation, cellular component: Golgi apparatus. Gene Ontology annotation, biological process: carbohydrate metabolic process. Lineage: Eukaryota; Metazoa; Chordata; Aves; Charadriiformes; Laridae. The transcript has 7 exons.